ACUGUCUCACAGGCCAUGACAGAGCCCAAGAUCAGAAUAAAAGGGCUGAGGAGCAGAGCACCUUCAUCCACUCCUCCUGAGGUACCCACAGAUCUUGUGCGACCUUGCUCCUGAGAACUCACCAGCCAAGAUGUCCUGCCAGCAGAACCAGCAGCAGUGCCAACCCCCUCCCAAGUGUGCCCCCAAGUGCCCUCCCAAGUGCCAGACACCAAAGUGUCCCCCCAAGUGUCCUCCCAAGUGUCCUCCCAAGUGCCCCCCUGUGUCUUCCUGCUGUAGCCUGGGAUCUGGGGGCUGCUGUGGCUCCAGCUCUGGUGGCUGCUGUGGCUCCAGCUCUGGGGGCUGCUGCAGCUCUGGGGGUGGUGGCUGCUGCCUGAGCCACCACAGGCCUCGUAGAUCUCUCCGUCGCCAUCGUCACAGCUCUGGAUGUUGCAGCAGUGGUGGCAGCAGUGGCUGCUGUGGCAGCAGUGGUGGCAGCGGUGGCUGCUGUGGUGGCAGCAGUGGCAGCAGCCAGCAGUCUGGGGGUUGUUGCUGACCUGUGCCCUAGGACUUCUGACAAGUCAUGGAGAAGGAAGUCAAGUACAACAGACGUGUCCCUGCCUGCCACUGUUCCUCCCUGUUGUGCUCUAUAUUCUGGUCUCUCAGACCUCCUGUGCAAAGUUCUGACUUACCCCUAAAAUGACCAGACUGAAAUAAUAAAGUCUCCCCUUCCAAAUCUGA
This is a messenger RNA of Peromyscus leucopus (white-footed mouse), 717 nucleotides long. RefSeq names its product late cornified envelope protein 1B-like. Bases 131 to 532 code for a protein of 133 amino acids. Lineage: Eukaryota; Metazoa; Chordata; Mammalia; Rodentia; Cricetidae. The record is from RefSeq and is a predicted model, not a curated record. Gene Ontology annotation, biological process: epidermis development. The transcript has 2 exons.